AUGUUUCUAAUCAACACCUUCCUCCUAAUCUUACCUGUCCUUCUAGCCAUAGCCUUCCUAACUUUAGUAGAACGAAAAAUCCUAGGCUAUAUACAACUUCGAAAGGGCCCAAACAUUGUAGGACCCUAUGGGCUUCUUCAACCAAUUGCAGAUGCUAUUAAACUAUUUAUUAAAGAACCCCUACGACCCCUAACAUCAUCAUCUCUUCUUUUUAUCAUCGCCCCAACUCUAGCACUAACCUUAGCACUCUCGAUAUGACUCCCUAUUCCCAUGCCAUAUCCACUUGUUAAUCUGAACAUAGGCGUAUUAUUUAUCCUAGCAACCUCUAGUCUAGCAGUCUACUCAAUCCUAUGAUCAGGUUGAGCAUCCAACUCAAAAUACGCACUAUUUGGAGCCCUCCGAGCAGUCGCACAGACCAUUUCUUAUGAGGUCACCCUAGCAAUUAUUCUUUUAUGUGUCUUAUUAAUAAACGGCUCAUUUACACUUUCAUCACUCAUCACAACACAAGAAUACAUAUGAAUCCUCUUUCCAGCAUGACCCCUAGCUAUGAUAUGAUUUAUUUCAACCCUAGCAGAAACAAAUCGAGCCCCCUUUGAUCUCACUGAAGGUGAAUCAGAACUUGUUUCCGGAUUUAACGUAGAAUACGCAGGUGGCCCAUUUGCCCUAUUUUUCCUAGCUGAAUACACUAACAUUAUCAUAAUAAAUGCCCUUACAACUAUCUUAUUCCUAGGCUCAUUCCACAGUCACACUAACCCAGAAAUAUUUACAAUUAGCUUCGCCGCUAAAACUCUCCUACUAACAAUGACAUUUCUAUGAAUCCGAGCAUCAUACCCUCGAUUCCGUUAUGAUCAACUAAUACAUCUUCUAUGAAAAAGCUUCCUACCCCUAACGCUAGCCCUAUGCAUAUGACACAUCUCUAUGCCUAUUAUACUCUCAAGUAUUCCCCCUCACAUAUAG
Lepus europaeus (European hare) is the source of this 957-nucleotide messenger RNA. The record is from the annotation of a RefSeq genome assembly. Lineage: Eukaryota; Metazoa; Chordata; Mammalia; Lagomorpha; Leporidae.